Telopea speciosissima is the source of this 757-nucleotide messenger RNA. RefSeq names its product protein LURP-one-related 8-like. The transcript has 2 exons. The record is from RefSeq and is a predicted model, not a curated record. NCBI's taxonomy places the organism in Eukaryota, Viridiplantae, Streptophyta, Magnoliopsida, Proteales, Proteaceae. Bases 34 to 735 code for a protein of 233 amino acids.
GAGAGAGAGAGAGAAAAGAAAAAGAAAAAAAAAAUGAUUCUUCUUUCAAGGUGUGGUUCAGCAGCAGCGGUGCGUGUAGGAGAUGGUGGAAGUGUAGAGAAAGAAGAGAAGAAACAGAAGAUGAACGAUGCGAUUAGUUGUACAUCACUAACAGUGUGGAGGAAAUCACUAUUAUUCACCUGUGAUGGUUUUACGGUGAUUGAUUCUACCGGAAAUCUCAUCUAUCGAGUCGAUAAUUACAGAGGUGACCGGACCGACAAUAUCAUCCUCAUGGAUGCGUAUGGAAAACCCCUCUUUACCCUUCGUCGAAAGAAGAGGAGGUUUGUAGAUAAGUGGUUAAUAUUCGAAGGAGAAGCAGAGGAUGGGAAGGAGAUGAGUAGUAAGAAACCGAUGUAUUGGGUGAGGAAACAUGUAAAUCUGAAGUUACAGAGAAAUAACCACCAAAAUCAUCAAGAUGUGGUGGUGGCACAAGUGUUUGAUACAACUCCUCCUCCAGAGAAAGAAAAAGAGAAAGGUAAUCCAAUAUUUGUGAUACAAGGGUCUUACGAGAGAAGGUCAUGUCAAGUGGUAGAUGGGUUAUCAAGAACAGAGGUUGUUGCAGAGAUCAAGAGGAAGGAUGCGAGCAUCAAAGGCAUUUCUUUUGGACUUGACGUUUUUCUUUUGAUCGUUCGGUCAGGUCUUGAUCCUGCGUUUGCAAUGUCUUUGGUUUUACUUCUUGAUCAAAUGUUCACCUAACUAUCUUUUUCACUUACCAUCU